AUGUUCUCUCCGGUGCUCUUCGGCGGGCUGCUCGUCGCUCUCAUCACGGGCGUACACUCACAGAGCGCCUUCGUCCUGCCUCCCAACGCCGGCCCCGCCAACAACUAUCAGGACAAUCCUUCUUACCAAGUAGGCAAAACGAUCAAUGUGGAAUGGAGCGCCGACCUCUCCAGCAUGGAUGUUGUCAUCUGGCAGCAGUAUCCCACCUCUAGUGACUCGGACGGCUUCGUGCGACUGGUUGACCACACGACACUACUUUCUAUCGACUGGAAAGUCAGCUUAAAGGGCUUCCAGACAAACGUUUCCGAAGGCGAACAAGUCAUCCUCUACAUGGGACUAUACGAGACCGGGCAAACGAACCUGAACGCGAGCAGUCAUUACUUCAACGUUACUGUCCCGAGCUCGUACACCACAUUAUCAACGUCAACAACAGCGUCAGCGACCUCAACAGGCACCGCCGACGCGGUAUCAACGACUACAGAAGCCACCACCACAGCAGCAACGACAGAAGCGACAAAGAACUCAGAUUCGAAUUUAUCGACAGGAGCGGUCGCGGGCAUUGGCGUCGGCUCAGCGCUCGGUGGCAUUCUGCUACUCGGCGGUGUCGGAUUCUUUUUCUGGAAGCGAUCUCGCAAAGGAGACGCCAGCGGCGCAUACACACAGAGCCAACAAUCGCCACCGCCCGAGGAGGUCAAGCACGAGCUGGCAGAGGGAAGUUGGAACCAUCCGCCACCCCAGAGACCAGCAGUCGGCCCUGGAGGACUAUAUGAGGCUCCGUAA
Ilyonectria robusta is the source of this 780-nucleotide messenger RNA. RefSeq lists its product as uncharacterized. Bases 1 to 780 code for a protein of 259 amino acids. The transcript has 2 exons. NCBI's taxonomy places the organism in Eukaryota, Fungi, Ascomycota, Sordariomycetes, Hypocreales, Nectriaceae. The record is from RefSeq and is a predicted model, not a curated record.